Candida tropicalis MYA-3404 is the source of this 1437-nucleotide messenger RNA. RefSeq names its product glucosaminyl-phosphotidylinositol O-acyltransferase (gene GWT1). The coding region runs from base 1 to 1437 and encodes 478 amino acids. Gene Ontology annotation, cellular component: endoplasmic reticulum; membrane. Gene Ontology annotation, biological process: protein localization to plasma membrane; GPI anchor biosynthetic process. The transcript has a single exon. The record is from RefSeq and is a predicted model, not a curated record. Gene Ontology annotation, molecular function: glucosaminyl-phosphatidylinositol O-acyltransferase activity. Lineage: Eukaryota; Fungi; Ascomycota; Pichiomycetes; Serinales; Debaryomycetaceae.
AUGGCAUCAACUUUAAAACAAUUGAAAGAACAAUUUGUUUCAGACUUGACUGGAGGUUCAAUUGAAGAAAUUUAUAAUGUCACAGGGGUAGCUUUAUCAGCUUAUUUGUCGUACCGAAUGUUGAAAAAAACAUUUGGCGAAUUAUCUUUUGUUUAUGAUUUCAUUUGCAAUGUUCUCACAAUUUUGGUUGCAAUUACAAGUUAUAGCAACAACCCCACAUAUUUGCAUUACUUCAUUGUUAUUCCUUCCUUGGUGAUAUAUGUAUUUAACUACUAUGUGGAACCACGUGAUACUUCAAAAACUAAAGUUGAAUCAGAUGAAUCUAAGGAUUUCUUGCCUAAAAAACAAUUCAUAACUGCAUACAGAUCGCAAAUGUUGAUCAUUACAAAUUUAGCUAUUUUAGCUGUUGAUUUCCGUAUUUUCCCAAGAAGAUUUGCCAAAGUUGAAACAUGGGGUACCUCCAUGAUGGAUUUGGGUGUUGGAUCAUUUGUGUUUUCUAUGGGUUUAGCCAAUGCACGUCAAUUGAUUAAAAAUUAUACAGGAAAGUAUUCAUUUAGUGUUGGAAAAUACCUAUCCAACAUCAAAAAGAACCUCAUCAAGUCAAUUCCAAUUCUUGGUUUGGGGAUCAUUCGUUUAAUCAGUGUUAAACAAUUGGAAUAUCAAGAACAUGAAACUGAAUAUGGAAUUCAUUGGAAUUUUUUCUUCACUUUGGGUUUCUUACCAAUUUUUUUGGCUAUUUUGGAUCCAUUUUUGAAUUUAUUCCCUAGAUUUAUCAUUGCAAUUGUGAUCUCAUUAUCGUAUGAGAUAGUGUUAAGUAAAACCGAUUUACUGAACUUUAUUUUGCGUAGUGAUAACAGAAUGGAUUCGUUAAUCACCAUGAAUAAAGAAGGCAUUUUCUCUUUCAUUGGCUAUCUUUCUAUUUUUAUUAUUGGUCAAUCAUUUGGCUCUUUUGUCCUUACAAGUUACAAGACCAAAAACAACUUGGUCAUUAUAAGUAAAACCAAAGUUGCCAAAAAGAAAGAAUUUACUAUAUUUAGUGUUACUACCACUCAGGGUUUGUUAAUUGCAAGUAUAUUCUACCAAUUGAUCUUCAACUUGGUGAAUGGUUCAGAUUACUUUGAAAAUAUCUCCAGAAGAUUGGCCAACUUCCCUUAUGUUUUAUGGGUUGUUUCAUAUAAUGCCGUCUUCUUAUUGUGUUACAAUUUGGUUGAUAAAAUUGUUCCAGGAGAUCAGACUUCACCAAUAUUGGACUCCAUUAACAACAAUGGUUUAUUUAUAUUUCUACUUGGGAACUUGUUGACUGGUUUAGUCAACAUGUCUAUGAACACUUUGGCAGCAAAUAACACAAUUUCGACAAUUGUGUUGAUUGGCUAUAGUCUCAUCUGGACUGUCACUGCGUUAUGGUUAAAUAAAAAGAAGAUAUACAUUAAGCUUUAG